CAAAAUAGCAUAGUGGUGAACAUUGAACAAUGAAUCCGGUCGGGAGCCGCACCGAUCGGCGGAGAGGUGUACUGUACAUUGGACCCCAGGGCUUCCAUUCUCAAUACACCGAUACGACUAGGCACUGUAGUAAUGGCGGUGUUUUCUGAAAUAUUAGCCCUGAAUUGGAUGGACGCGAGAGGUGUUUUAUUAUUUCUCUUCGUUUUCUUGAUUCUUGCUGACUAUUUUAAGCAUAGAAAACCGAGGAAUUUUCCUCCGGGACCCUGGGCUCUUCCUAUUAUUGGGGACGCACACCGGGUCGAGCCCUCCAAGCUACAUCUGAAUUUCGACCAGUUUGCUGAGAAAUAUGGACCAAUUUUUAGUCUUCGAAUCAUGGUUGGAUGGGUCGUGGUUGUCAACGGAUACAAGCUUGUGAGGGAAGCCUUGGUCGAGAGAGGGGAAGACUAUGUGGAUCGUCCAUAUCUGCCAUUGCUGUAUGAAGCGAUUGGAUCCAAAGGUCUGGUGAUGUCAAAUGGUUACCAAUGGAGGCAGCAGAGGAGAUUUGCCCUGCACACACUCAGAGACUUUGGUUUGGGUAAAAAGAGUCUAGAACCGUCAAUCCAACUGGAGUGCCAGUACCUGACUGAGGCCUUCGCUCAGCAGCAAGGAGCACCAUUUGAUCCGAAAAUGGGGGUGACCAAGGCGGUGUCCAACAUCAUCUGCUGUUUGGUGUUUGGGAAACGCUUUGAGUACACUGAGAAGCAGCAUCAGACGAUCAUUGAUGACUUCAAUGAAAUACUGAUCCUACAAGGAAGCGUAGGGGCAAUGAUGUACAACAUGUUUCCAUGGCUGGUGAAGCAUUUACCUGGACCUCACAGGAGGGUGUUAACUCUGUCUGCCAGACUUAUAUCCUUUAUUGAAGAGCGGGUCAAAGAGCACAGAGUGGAUCAUGACCCCUCAUUGCCCAGAGACUACAUCGACUGCUUCCUGACCGAAAUGCUCAAGAAUGAGGCUUCUGAAUCAAGAUUUGACCUAGAGAACCUCAGUAUUUGUUCACUGGACCUAUUUUUCGCCGGGACUGAAACCACCACCACCACUCUGCACUGGGGACUGCUGUUCAUGGCCUACUACCCUGACAUACAAAAGAAGGUCCAGGCUGAACUAGAUACCGUAGUGGGCUCAUCCAGGCAACCCUCCAUGUCUGACAGAGACAGCACUCCCUAUACUUACGCUGUCAUACAAGAGACCCAAAGGAUGGGUAACAUCUUACCUCUCAAUAUUGCCCGUAUGGCUAACAGGGACACCCCCCUUGGAAAUUACACCAUCCCAAAGGGCACCGUGGUGAUGGCCACCCUGAACUCGGUUCUACGUGAUGAGACUAUGUGGGAAACGCCACACUCCUUCAACCCACAACACUUCCUUGACCAAGACGGCCAGGCUAGAAAGAGAGAGGCCUUCCUGCCCUUUUCAGCUGGUAGAUGUAAGGGGCAUUGUGGUCCACAAAUCUCCUCCCACAGUUGUUCACUUAGAGAAAAUCGAUUUGAUAACUUAUUUCUAAUUAGGUGAGUGCUGCAUGCAGCG
Molecule: messenger RNA, 1560 nt
Organism: Gadus chalcogrammus (walleye pollock)
Lineage: Eukaryota; Metazoa; Chordata; Actinopteri; Gadiformes; Gadidae
Product: cytochrome P450 2J2-like
Exons: 9
Coding region: 133-1545 (470 amino acids)
Biological process (GO): xenobiotic metabolic process
Cellular component (GO): intracellular membrane-bounded organelle; cytoplasm
Molecular function (GO): oxidoreductase activity, acting on paired donors, with incorporation or reduction of molecular oxygen, reduced flavin or flavoprotein as one donor, and incorporation of one atom of oxygen; iron ion binding; heme binding
Source: RefSeq, a predicted model, not a curated record